Colletotrichum gloeosporioides is the source of this 1866-nucleotide messenger RNA. RefSeq lists its product as uncharacterized. Bases 1 to 1866 code for a protein of 621 amino acids. Lineage: Eukaryota; Fungi; Ascomycota; Sordariomycetes; Glomerellales; Glomerellaceae. The record is from RefSeq and is a predicted model, not a curated record. The transcript has 3 exons.
AUGUCCGGACCGGACCGAGACGGGCUAGUAUGGGAGCACGACGCCAUCUGGGGUCCGAGCCCUGAGUGGGCACGAGAACCCUCACUGGAAGCCAUCCAGAAGGUCUGCCGCCGACAUUUGAACAUUGACGAGAACUCAAGAUGCGAUGUCUCACCUUACGGAAAAUGGGGUGGCAAGAAGACAUAUCUCGUUCAAAGCAACACCAGCAAGGCUAUCAUGCGCGUCUUUCUUCCGCUUGAUCCUGGCUACCAGACUCGCGGCGAGGUGGCGACCAUGCGCUGGAUCAAACUCAGAACCAGCAUUCCAGUCCCUGAAGUCUUCGCAUUUGAUGACUCCAGUGAUAACGAGAUCAGCUUCGAGUGGAUGCUCAUGGAGUUUAUGCCCGGCGUACGAGCCCACAAACGUUGGCGAAAGAUGCCGAUGGCGCAGAAGGAAGCUGUUGCUGAGAAGAUGGCCGACUACCACGCGCAAAUCCUUGAUGCCGGCACCAAAUUGAAAGAGUUUCAAACCAUUGGGACUCUUGACUUCGAAAAGCCCAAAGACAAUAAGCAGCCACCCUCAAAGCUUCAUGUCACACCAGGCAGGGUGGUUGAUUACGUGUUUUUCUGCGGCAAUAACUACAACUACGAUAUACCUCGAGGGCCGUUUGAGUCCAGCCAAGAAUGGCUUAAGUCACUCCUGAACAUCAUCAUUCUGGAGAAAACCGCAGAAGCAGAAACUUCCACAAUGGGCUUGUUCGUUCGCGUCUUUGGCCCUCAGGCUUACGCCGCCACGAACAAUAAGACGACAGUCGACGGCGACGUCGCUGUCAAGCACAUGUCUGGCACCACUCGCUCUGCUCUUCGGAAGCCCUACAAGAAGCCCUGGGUGACUGUGAAGGCUACUUCGUACUCUCAGCCUCUGGCUUGUGUCACCAUGCCUGACGUUCACGACGCGAACAAGACGCGCCACAUCAUCGCAUUCGCCGAGCAGAGUCAAAGCGCCCAGCACUUGACUACCAUUCCUGGCACAAACGGACGACGACCCGACAGUGCCAACAACGCCACCUUUCCCAUCAUUGAGGCUGAGACCCAAGACGCUGACUACUACCAGUCCAUCGACAUCAACACCGGCGAGAAAACGCAGAUUCACUGCCGCAGCGCAUCUGGCUCGAGUGCCGACACCUCGUCUUCAGCUGGACAAAGCAGCGCUCGCACCCUCAAGAGGAAGAAGGGCGUCACUGGUCUUUCCGAUCGAUACCAGAUUGACAGCAACCCCACUCAGGCCGACAACAAGGAGCGGGUCAGAUCCAUCUCCGUCUCCCAGGUCUCAUCCAUCAGCACAAUUCGCACAGACACCGACUCUGCUCUUGUCGCCUUCCCCACCUUUAGAUCAGCUGGUCGCCGCGGCACGAAGCUCGAUGGCCUCCUUGAGACCGAAGGAAAGCUCGCGCGGUACAAGGAUGUCGAAGACAGCCAGGCUGACGAGGGCUUCAACACCGCUGUUCUCGAUCUCAAAGACUGGGCUCUGACCGGCCACAAGAACAUUAUCGGUUAUGAGAUGUACUCCAAGCAGAGUGUCAUCCAGGAGAUCUAUGAAGAUCUUCCCAAGCCCGAGGGCGAGGACUUCGCGACCUCUCCCAAGUCUGCGCGUAACCUGCUCUUUGGAAACUACGAGACGGGACAGUACAAGAUGAUCCGCAGCGACAGCGCAAAGGCCUCCGCGGAGACGAAAAGAUGGUGCUUUGCCACCCUUGGAAGCAGCUUCAUGCGCUUCAUGCGGACCAUGACUAGCGGAGCUGCGCUCCUUGGCGCCUACGAAGCCUCCACUGCCAGGAAGAUAGAUACAAAUACAGAUGAUGGAGAGACCUACGACUGGGCCGUGUGA